GCGUUGCGAUGGCCGACUCGCUGCCGUCGAUCGACCACCUCGUCAAGACGAGCGCCAAGCGCGCCCACAGCCUGUUUGCCGCCGAGCAGGCCUUCGUCGUGACGGACGACGCCCAGUCGAGGAGCACCAAGAUCCGUCUCGCGAGCAAGAUCGACGCAGAGUACCGCAACGCCAAGGUCCUCCCCGCCGCCCUCCUCGCACAGCAGAAGGGCGGUGCCGGCCCUGCUCGCCCGGGCCCUGCGCCGGCAGCACCUGGCAUGAAGAUGAUUGCAGGCCCGAUGGCGCAGACGGUCGAGCAGCUCAGCUCUCAAGCCCUCACGACCACCGGCUCGGCGCCUGCCCCCGUCUCGCACGCCCAGCCGACCCUCCUCUCCCAAUCCCUCAUCCGCCGCCGCGAGGCCCGCCAGGUCAAGCCCGACUACCACGCCAACUGGAAGCUCACUCGCGUCAUCUCGGGCCACCUCGGCUGGGUGCGGGCAGUCGCUGUCGAGCCGGGCAACAAGUGGUUCGCGACGGGUGCGGGCGACCGGGUCAUCAAGAUCUGGGACUUGGCGUCGGGCGAGCUCAAGCUGUCGCUCACGGGCCACAUCUCGACCGUGCGCGGCCUCGCCGUCUCGUCGCGGCAUCCCUACCUCUUCUCGUGUGGCGAGGACAAAAUGGUCAAGUGCUGGGACUUGGAGACGAACAAGGUCAUUCGGCAUUACCACGGCCACCUUUCGGGCGUCUACUCUCUCGCGCUGCACCCGACGCUCGACGUCCUCGUCACGGCCGGUCGCGACGCGUCGGCGCGAGUGUGGGACAUGCGGACAAAGUCGCAGGUGCACAUCCUCACGGGCCACACGGCCACCAUCUCGGACGUCCAGUGCCAGGAGAGCGACCCGCAGGUCAUCACGGGCUCGAUGGACUCGACCGUUCGCCUGUGGGACCUCGCCGCCGGCAAGACGAUGACGACCCUGACGCACCACCACAAGUCGGUGCGCUCGAUCGCGAUCCACCCGACCGAGUACUCGUUCGCGUCGGCGUCGGCCGGCGGGAACAACAUCAAGAAGUGGGCCUGCCCGAACGGCACGUUCGUCCACAACUUCAGCGGCCACGACGCCAUCAUCAACAGCGUGUCGGUCAACCACGACGGCGUCUUCUUCUCUGGCGGCGACAAUGGCUCGAUGACGUGGUGGGACUACAAGACGGGCCUGCCGUUCCAGACCGAGCAGGACAAGCCGCAGCCGGGCUCGCUCGACGCCGAGAGCGGCAUCUUCUGCUCGACGUUCGACCAGACGGGCACCCGUCUGAUCGUCGGGAAUGCGGACAAGACGAUCAAGGUCUACUCGGAGCAGUCGUGAGGAGGAGCAGGAGGGGGCGUCCCUCGCCGACUCGGGCUCGAGCGGGGCUGUACUUUGAGGUGAAUGUGCGCAGGUGUCCAUGCAGUGUACGCUGUGCCAGUUCUGCG
Molecule: messenger RNA, 1447 nt
Organism: Rhodotorula graminis WP1
Lineage: Eukaryota; Fungi; Basidiomycota; Microbotryomycetes; Sporidiobolales; Sporidiobolaceae
Exons: 10
Coding region: 9-1340 (443 amino acids)
Biological process (GO): mRNA splicing, via spliceosome
Cellular component (GO): catalytic step 2 spliceosome; Prp19 complex; precatalytic spliceosome
Molecular function (GO): protein binding
Source: RefSeq, a predicted model, not a curated record